GUUUCUUGCUGAACUUCCGAUUAACAUGAACCGUCUAUUCUCUCUGACUUUGCUGCUGCUGCUGGUGGGUCUAACUUUGGCUGCUUCCCUACCUUUAAACAGCAAUGAGGUUGACAUUGAACCCUCUUUGAGGUUGGAUGGACGUAUUGUAGGCGGUUAUCCCGUGGACAUCACCAAUCAUCCCCAUCAGGUUUCCAUGAGACGGAGAUCGUGUGAGACUUGCCCUUACACCCACUCUUGUGGCGGCAGUAUUUACAAUGAGAAAGUCAUCAUAACCGCCGCCCAUUGUGUUAAUGGACGUUUUGCGGAGAACUACACCAUUGUGGCUGGCACCAGCAAAAGAAAUACAGCCGAUGGUGUGGUAGUGCGAGUGGAAAAAAUUGUGAUGCAUGAAGACUACAAUGGCGCCGUAUAUACCAACGAUGUGGCUCUGAUGAUUCUGGCCUCCCCUCUGCCUUUGAAUGGUAUAACCAUGGCCCCGGUGGCCUUGGCCACUGAAGUUCCACCCCAUGGCUCGAAAUCGGUUAUAACUGGCUGGGGCACUAUUCAAUCGGGUGGUUUUGCUUCCGACCAAUUGUUGGCCGUCAAUGUGCCCAUUGUUAGCAACGAGCGCUGUGAUGACUACUAUGCUGUCUCAUAUGGCCCCGGACGCAUUACGGACAGCAUGUUGUGUGCCGGUGUGGAGGGUGAAGGAGGCAAAGAUGCCUGUCAGGGUGAUUCUGGCGGUCCUUUGUUGGUGAAUGGCAAACUGGCUGGCAUUGUUUCAUGGGGUCGCAGUUGUGCCCUGGGCGAUUAUCCCGGAGUCUAUGCCAAUGUGCCUUAUUUGCAUGAUUGGAUUAUGACCAACAUUGAGGCUAAUCUAUAGAGAGAAUGAACUUUUCACAUUAAAAUAAUAAAAU
Stomoxys calcitrans (stable fly) is the source of this 899-nucleotide messenger RNA. RefSeq names its product trypsin zeta. The transcript has a single exon. Bases 26 to 865 code for a protein of 279 amino acids. Gene Ontology annotation, biological process: proteolysis. The record is from RefSeq and is a predicted model, not a curated record. NCBI's taxonomy places the organism in Eukaryota, Metazoa, Arthropoda, Insecta, Diptera, Muscidae. Gene Ontology annotation, molecular function: serine-type endopeptidase activity.